Lodderomyces margitis is the source of this 1659-nucleotide messenger RNA. It is a transcript of the gene BRF1, whose product is annotated as transcription factor TFIIIB subunit. The record is from RefSeq and is a predicted model, not a curated record. NCBI's taxonomy places the organism in Eukaryota, Fungi, Ascomycota, Pichiomycetes, Serinales, Debaryomycetaceae. Bases 1 to 1659 code for a protein of 552 amino acids. Gene Ontology annotation, cellular component: transcription factor TFIIIB complex; transcription preinitiation complex; nucleus. Gene Ontology annotation, molecular function: TBP-class protein binding; RNA polymerase III type 3 promoter sequence-specific DNA binding; RNA polymerase III general transcription initiation factor activity. Gene Ontology annotation, biological process: DNA-templated transcription initiation; transcription preinitiation complex assembly; transcription by RNA polymerase III. The transcript has a single exon.
AUGAGUGUGAGAGUGCAAAGACAACAAAAAUGUGUCAACUGUGGGCAUACCCAGUUUGACGUGAAUCGUUACACAGCAGCGGGUGAUGUGUCGUGUCUCCGAUGCGGUACUGUUCUUGAAGAGAACCCUAUUGUUUCCGAAGUUCAGUUUGGUGAGUCCUCAAGCGGUGCCGCCAUGGUCCAAGGUGCUAUGGUUGGUGCGGAUCAGGCAAGAGCAACGUUUGCUGGCGGAAGACAGAAUGCAAUGGAGAGCCGAGAACAAACAAUUACCAACGGGAAACGGAAGAUUAGGAGAAUAGCAGCAGCGUUGAAAAUCCCGGAUUUUAUUGCUGAAGCUGCUGGUGAGUGGUUUAAACUAGCGUUAACCAUGAACUUUGUUCAAGGAAGACGUUCAAAUAAUGUUUUAGCGACUUGUCUUUAUGUGGCGUGCCGUAAGGAAAAAACACCACACAUGUUGAUUGAUUUCAGUUCAAGAUUGCAGAUUUCUGUCUACUCGUUGGGAGCGACAUUUUUAAAAAUGGUGAAAGCAUUACACAUAACUUCGUUACCAUUGGCAGACCCUUCAUUGUUUAUUCAACAUUUUGUCGAAAAGUUGGAUUUCAAGGAUAAGGCUACAAAAGUUGCCAGAGACGCAACAAAACUAGCGCAAAGAAUGUCUGCCGACUGGAUUCAUGAAGGAAGGCGGCCGGCAGGUGUUGCAGGUGCAUGUGUGUUGCUCGCUGCUCGAAUGAAUAAUUUCAGAAGAAGCCAUUCGGAAAUCGUGGCUAUUUCCCACGUUGGACAGGAAACGUUGCAACGAAGAUUGAAUGAGUUUAAAAAGACAAAAGCGGCACAGUUAUCGGUGCAUAGAUUCCGCAACGACGAAGAGGUUGAGAGUGCCAAUCCGCCUUCCUUUGAAAAGAAUCGAAAGAAUGAGUUCAGGAUUGCUCGUGCUCUACAAAGGCGGCAGCAGGAAACAUUUAAUGACUUGGACAGCAUGACUGAGGAUGAAAAGAUUCAGUACUUGGGUGAUCUCUCCAAAGAUGAGCAACAAAAGCAAAUACUCAUGAACACGAUAAUGAGCGACAUCACAUUAAAUAAAGAAUUGAUCAAUGAUCAAAUUGAGAGAAUCUUAAAGUCCAAGCGUAGUAAAAUGGAGCAGUCGUUGUACAAGACGCCACACGAGUUGACCAAGGAAAAAGUGGAGCAAGAUGAUUUUGAUAGAAUCUGGAACAUGAAUUGGCCCAAAAACUUGGUUAAAAACUUGCCAUCCACCGAAGAUAUACUCAAGCUCGUAUCUUCUGAGGCAGAGUUGAAUUCAGAUGAUGACGAUGCAGUUGUUGAAGAGAGUCAAAUGACACCGGAAGAAGUGGCUAUGAAGGAACGUAUCUGGACGGGUCUCAACCACGAUUAUAUGGUGGAGCAAGAACGCAAGAGGUUGAAACAAGAAGCUGACGAAUUAACUGGAAACACCUCUGCCAACACAGGGACCAAUCGCCGAAAAAGACAAAAGUCCUCAGUACCGCCUGAAAUUCAAAAAGAGAUUGGCGAUAUUAUCUUGGAUGAAGAUGGAACCCCUAAAAGUGCUGGAGAUAGUGCAAAAAUGUAUUUCUCAAAGACCUCAGUAUCACGAAAGAUUAAUUAUGAGUCUUUGCAGGGCUUGUUUGGUGAAAAGUUUUAA